This is a messenger RNA of Mycotypha africana, 971 nucleotides long. Its product is annotated as cytochrome C oxidase copper chaperone-domain-containing protein. The transcript has a single exon. NCBI's taxonomy places the organism in Eukaryota, Fungi, Mucoromycota, Mucoromycetes, Mucorales, Mycotyphaceae. Gene Ontology annotation, cellular component: mitochondrial intermembrane space. The coding region runs from base 359 to 652 and encodes 97 amino acids. Gene Ontology annotation, molecular function: copper chaperone activity; copper ion binding. Gene Ontology annotation, biological process: mitochondrial respiratory chain complex IV assembly. The record is from RefSeq and is a predicted model, not a curated record.
UUUUUUUUUUUUUUUAGUUCCUUGCAUUUACGUUACACUCUUUGAAAUUGGAAAAACCCUUGUAAGGAGAGUUUCGACUUGCCAUAUCGAAGAUCUAGUUUUUAAACAUAUAAUAUACGCAGUCAAAAGGCAAAGCUUUUAGGGCAGCAAUGGAAGCGGAACGUCAAAAUGGACACAACCAAACUUGAGAAGGUUAUGUGUGCAAAAAAUCUAAAAGUACCUCGAGAUUGGAAUGAACGCAACGCAACUCAUAUCAAUAAAUGUUAUGGCUAAACUUUUCAAGGGUGUUUACAUGCUUCAGUUUAAUGGGGAAGUAUAGUCUUCAUUGAUUACCAAUGUUAAUGUGACUGCCUGAAGUAUGGGUCGGGAAAGGCGUUGCUUGAUAAGAACCCCUACAAAUUGCCCUUUUACCUUUCCUUUUUAUUCUUUAAAGUUGCAUAAAUUACAAAUGGCUGAACCUGUGAAGACCACAUCAACGCAUUCUGGAGAGCUUCCUAUCGGUAAAGAUGGUAAACCACUCAAACCAUGUUGUGCUUGUCCUGAAACAAAGAAAGCUCGUGAUGAAUGUAUCUUUAAGAACGGCGAAGAGAAUUGUCAAGAGCUUAUCCAAGCACAUCUUACCUGUAUGCGAAACUUGGGCUUCAAAGUUUAAUAGCCCAUCAAACCUCAUCAAUCACUAUACCAUUGUGAACAUGUAAUUGAAUCCCUGCCUACGUACCCCAUAUUCUGUAACUUAUUUACAUCUAUUUAUUAAUGGACUAAUUGUCAAGAGCAAUUUGUGCACGCCUCGUCAAAUUUCAGCGGCACCAUCGGGCAUCGAUCAAAAUUGUAUUUCUAUAGAACCAUAUAGAUUUCAUAUAGAUUUUAAACAAUAAAAAAUCUGAAUGUGAGCAAUCUGUAAUUAUACGAUAUGAAAUUGUGUAGUGUACUCUUGUUAUUUUGUGCACCUUGGACUGUAUUUGCUUUGAUUU